UCCAGCACAACUUCUCUCCUCAACCUUUCGCCAUCUCGCUUCCUCGUCAACCCUCCCAUGCUCCUCCACCCACCACGCGCUGCUGCAACCAAGAUUAGUCUGGCUUUGCGCGCUGAACCUGCUCCUGCAAUCCUUGGCUCUACUUGGGUCCCCGGCACUCAUCUUUACGCGUUUUCCUCGGUCUCCGGCGGAUAGGCCCAGUUCCGCCGCGCGGCUUUUCACGCCAGGAUGGCCCCGUCACCCAACGUUGAGAUCCCCUCGGAGGUAGACGCACCCAUGGUCGAUGUCAACGGAGAACGGGCCACAGAUGCGGCGGAAGAUCACGCCGAUCAGAUCAUGACGGAUUACCAAGAUACGCCUGAUUACACGGAUUCGGACACUCACCCAAAUACAACUGCCAGCAGCGUUGCCGGUGAUUUGGCGCCGAUUGAUGGUCGAAAACGUAGAUCAGAGGCUUUUCAACUCCGCAAGUCAGUCCUGGGCAAGAAGCAUGGACGUCUUGACGAAUCUAAGGAAGACGAUUCCAUUCGAAGGUUUCGGUACCUGCUUGGGCUCACAGACUUAUUUCGCCACUUCAUAGACACCAACCCAAAUCCGCGAAUUAAGGAGAUUAUGGCCGAGAUUGACCGCCAAAAUGAGAAGGAAACAGAAAAGAAGAAAAGUUCGACCCGUAAAGGUGGCGCCAGCGGCGAACGUCGUCGGAGAACCGAACAAGAAGAAGAUGCGGAACUUUUGAAAGAUGAAAAACAAGGUGGGCCUGCGGAGACGGUCUUUCGGGAGUCUCCCUCGUUCAUCAAAGGUGGUGAGAUGCGGGAUUACCAGAUUGCUGGUCUGAACUGGCUUAUCUCGUUGCAUGAGAACGGUAUAUCGGGAAUUCUAGCGGACGAAAUGGGUCUCGGCAAAACAUUGCAGACAAUCUCCUUCUUAGGUUACUUACGGCACAUUUGUGGCAUUACUGGCCCCCACCUGAUCACAGUUCCUAAAUCAACCCUGGAUAACUGGAACCGCGAGUUUUCAAAAUGGACGCCGGAAGUGAAUGUGCUUGUCCUUCAAGGAGCCAAGGAAGAGCGUCACCAGCUUAUCAACGACCGCCUCAUCGAUGAAAAGUUCGACGUAUGCAUCACUAGCUAUGAGAUGGUCCUUCGCGAGAAGUCCCAUCUCAAAAAGUUCGCAUGGGAGUAUAUCAUCGUCGACGAGGCUCAUCGUAUUAAGAACGAAGAGUCGUCUCUUGCUCAAAUUAUCCGCCUAUUUAACUCCCGAAACCGACUGCUCAUCACCGGUACCCCGCUGCAAAACAAUUUGCAUGAACUCUGGGCUUUGCUCAACUUCUUACUACCCGACGUUUUUGGCGAUUCAGAAGCGUUUGACCAAUGGUUCUCCAAUCAAGAAGCCGACCAAGACACUGUGGUUCAGCAACUUCAUCGAGUUUUGCGGCCAUUCUUGUUGCGACGAGUCAAGAGUGAUGUCGAGAAGAGCUUACUUCCUAAGAAGGAGGUUAACCUCUACAUUGGCAUGUCAGAAAUGCAGGUCAAAUGGUACCAGAAAAUUCUCGAGAAAGAUAUCGAUGCGGUAAAUGGCGCACAGGGCAAGCGAGAAUCGAAAACUCGACUCUUAAACAUUGUGAUGCAGCUUCGUAAAUGCUGUAAUCACCCGUAUCUUUUCGAAGGUGCAGAACCGGGACCGCCUUAUACCACCGAUGAACAUUUGGUCGACAACGCCGGAAAAAUGGUUAUUCUUGAUAAACUUUUGAAACGGUUAAAAAAUCAGGGCAGCAGAGUUUUGAUAUUUUCCCAGAUGAGUCGCGUACUCGAUAUCUUGGAGGAUUACUGCGUUUUUAGAGAGCAUGCAUACUGCCGGAUAGACGGUUCAACUGCUCAUGAAGACCGCAUCGCGGCAAUCGACGACUACAAUCGGCCGGAAUCCGAUAAGUUCAUAUUCCUACUAACAACAAGAGCCGGUGGCUUGGGAAUCAACCUUACUUCUGCCGAUAUCGUCAUCCUCUACGAUAGCGACUGGAACCCGCAAGCUGAUCUACAGGCCAUGGACAGAGCCCAUCGUAUCGGUCAAACAAAACAAGUCGUUGUUUUCAGGUUUGUUACCGAAAAUGCUAUUGAAGAAAAGGUAUUGGAGCGAGCAGCCCAAAAGCUGAGAUUGGACCAACUUGUCAUUCAGCAAGGCCGGGCCCAGCAACAAACCAAAAACGCGGCUUCGAAGGAUGAACUUCUUAGUAUGAUCCAGCACGGUGCCGCAAGCGUCUUCAACAGUUCGGGAGGUACUGGAACCCUAGCCGGAGGGAAAGAUAUUUCGGAAGAUGAUAUUGACCGGAUACUGAAGAAGGGUGAAGAAAGAACAGCUGAACUGAACAAGAAAUAUGAAAAACUCGGUAUCGACGAUUUGCAGAAGUUUACUUCCGAUAAUGCGUACGAAUGGAAUGGAGAAGAUUUCACCAAUCGCAAGAAGGACAUUGGCCUCAAUUGGAUCAAUCCAGCGAAACGUGAACGAAAGGAACAAUCCUAUUCUAUCGAUAACUACUAUCGGCAAACAAUACCUACUGGAGGACGGACAGCCGACCCAAAGCCCAAGGUUCCCAAAGCUCCAAAGCAGAUUGCCGUCCACGAUUGGCAAUUUUUCCCACCCAAACUUCGGGAACUCCAGGAUAAAGAGACCGCGUAUUUCCACAAGGAAAUCGGAUACAAAGCUGUUCUUCCAGAAGGUACAGAGGAGGACUUGAGCGACAGAGAAGCAGAGCGUGAACUUGAGCAGCAAGAAAUUGACAAUGCAAUCCCUCUCACGGAAGAAGAAAAGGCUGAAAAGGAAAGGCUCUCAGAGCAAGGGUUUGCGACUUGGAACCGUCGUGAUUUCCAACAGUUCGUCAAUGGAUCCGCCAAAUUUGGCAGGACGGAUUACGAAGGCAUUGCAACUGAGGUUGACAGUAAGAUCCCUGAGGAAAUCAAGGAAUAUGCCAAAGUUUUCUGGAAGCGGUACACGGAGCUCCAGGAUUAUCCCAAAUACUUGCGCUCCAUUGAGCAAGGUGAAGAAAAACUGCGCAAAAUGAACCACCAGCGCAAGCUACUUCGCAAAAAGAUGGAGCAAUAUCGCGUGCCUCUCCAACAACUCAAGAUCAACUACAACGUGUCGACUACGAACAAAAAGGUAUACACCGAAGAAGAGGAUCGAUUUUUGCUCGUCAUGCUUGAUAAACACGGUGUUGACGGCGAAGGCUUGCAUGAGAAGAUCCGGGAAGAAAUAAGAGAAAGCCCUCUUUUCCGAUUCGACUGGUUCUUCUUGAGCCGCACUCCAGUCGAAAUCAGCCGAAGAUGUACAACUCUGUUGAAUACUGUGGCUAAAGAAUUCGAGGCGGAUGGAAAUGUACCCAAUGGCCAUGCCGGUAAGGGAAGAGGACGAGACCGGGACGAUGAUAUGGAAAAUGGCGAGGUAAAUGGCCCUGCAAAGAAAAGGUCAAAGAACGGGGCGGUGAACAAGAAACUCAAAGCAGUUAAAUCAGCCGGUGGAAGCAAGGCCACCUCAACUGCAACCUCUAGAGCAGGAAGCGUUUCUUCCACUGUAGUCACCACCAAAUCAAAAGGUAGAAAAAAAUAG
Molecule: messenger RNA, 3600 nt
Organism: Coccidioides posadasii C735 delta SOWgp
Lineage: Eukaryota; Fungi; Ascomycota; Eurotiomycetes; Onygenales; Onygenaceae
Gene: ISW2
Product: chromatin remodeling complex Adenosinetriphosphatase
Biological process (GO): nucleosome organization; regulation of transcription by RNA polymerase II
Cellular component (GO): chromatin; nucleus
Molecular function (GO): DNA binding; ATP hydrolysis activity; ATP-dependent chromatin remodeler activity
Source: RefSeq, a predicted model, not a curated record